Diatraea saccharalis (sugarcane borer) is the source of this 1242-nucleotide messenger RNA. The record is from the annotation of a GenBank genome assembly. Lineage: Eukaryota; Metazoa; Arthropoda; Insecta; Lepidoptera; Crambidae.
AUGGAAGGUCGCGGUUCAUGGAGGAGUACUAAGACUGCUUGUGAACCACUCAUCCCAUACCGCAGAGGUGGCCUGGUAUGUAUCUGCAAUGAGGAUGGUAAUUGGCCAAAUCCCGUAUGCAGGGACGUCUUUAGGAUCCUGCAUGAAAUAGAAGUCACCGGUGUAUCAGUAGCUAAAGGACAGGAAUGCCAUCAAAAUAAGCUGUAUUUGAUCGGCUGCAAUGCUUGUAUUUGCCCUUCUAAUGGACGACUAGAUCCUGAUUUGUGUACUAAAAGGAAAUGUUCUAAGAACGAUCCAGUCUUGAAAUAUGAUGAAGAAUCAGAAUCUCAAGAGACGACGGUUUUCGAGCACGCAGUAGAAGUUUACGCUGACUGUCAGCCCGAAUUGAAAUACAAAUUCGGCUGUCAAAACUGCAAUUGCCUUAGAAACAACAGACUUCUCUGUAGUAGUUGUAUGGAUAUAAAUAGGACAUUCGAGGAUACACAAAAAUCGUUCUGCGAUCACGUAACACCAGGCCAACCCUUUAGCAGGGAUUGCAACUUAUGUUAUUGCGACAAAGAAGGCAUUGCUUAUUGUACAGUCAAAAAUUGUAUCACCCAAAAGGAGUCGGUAGCCGAUAUGAACAUUACUCAUAGUAUUGCGACGAGUAACGAUCAUUUCACCGAAGAGGAUUGUUCACCGGGUUAUGUUUACAGAAAGGAUUGUAACGUAUGUUACUGCGGUGAUAUAAAAGGUAUGAAAUUCUUUGGUUGCACUUUGAAAGACUGCGCAAGGAGAUCGAGCCCCGAAAGUUUUAUCCACAAGGAUUGCGUCAAGGGUACUAUGUAUGAGUUAAACUGCUUGAUAUGCACUUGCAUUGAUGUGAACGGUGUGAAAACACAGUUGUGUCGCGUCAAUCCUUCAUGCAAAGAGAAAAAUAAAGAACGAGAUGAGUAUAGAUCGGACGAUUUAGAUUCUUUGCAUGGGUACUGCGAACCUCUGCGUAUUUAUAGAAACGGCUGUAAUAAUUGCACUUGCUUAUCGGAUGGGAAAACAGUGAAAUGCACUUCUUACAUUUGCAAGAAGACUACAGAUCCUAUUACGGUUGAUAUAGUACCUGUACAUCAAAACGGUCCAGCUUGUCCGAAAGGUUUAUCUUACAAGGUGGACUGUAAUUACUGCUUCUGCUUAUCAAAUGGUAACGCACUUUGUACAACUGCGAAAUGUAACAAGCCAACAAAAGAUAUUUAUAAAGAAAGUUGA